AUGAGUGUAUCUAAAAAAUUCAUUCAACAGCUUAUUCUGUUUGACAUAUUCAUCGCGCUGUCAGUUACCUGUGGUGUUGUGUUCAGCUCAGGAGUUGGUGAUGGGAAUAUCAAGUGCCUUCAAACGGAAUUAGAAGCUCUUCUCAGUUUCAAACGGGAGUUGUUAGAUGUCCGUGGACGUCUUUCUUCGUGGGGAAAUGAAGGAUUUAAUCAAGAUUGUUGCACAUGGAGAGGUGUCCAGUGUGACAAUCAAACCAGUAAUGUCAUUAGACUCGAUCUUCGUGGUCCUUCUGGCCUCAAUGCAUCCGUUGCCACUGAGCCAUUGAUAGGUAAGAUAAGUCCUGCCUUACAAGUAUUGAUGCAAUUAAAGUAUUUGGAUCUUAGUUACAAUCGAAUUUCAGGAGGUAUACCGGACUUUCUUGGUUCUCUGAGUAAGUUGGAAUACCUCAACUUAUCUUGUGUUGGUGAUGAUUUUACGACAGUUCCUAAUCUUGGCGAUCUUUCUAGCUUAAACACCCUUGAUUUGAGCUAUAAUGAUUUCCUAUCUGUGAAUAACCUUGAAUGGAUUUCGCGUCUUUAUCAAUUGAGAUACCUUGCUCUACGUUAUGUUAAUAAUCUGAAUAGUUGUGUAUAUACCUGGCUGUUUAAGUUAAGCAAUCUGACUCACCUUGAUCUCUCUGGUAAUACUUUAUAUGGUCAAAUUCCUGAUGCUUUUUGGAGUAUGAAAUCCUUAAAACACCUUGAUCUGUCUCGGAAUGCGCUUGGAGGUGGCUUCCCUAGAUGUCUUGGUAACAGUAGUAAUUUGAAGUUAUUGCGACUGUCUUCCAACAAUCUAGACGGGCAGCUACCUGAGAUAAUGAAUAACUUGUCAUGCGUGUCACAUUCUCUCGAGUACCUGAACUUAGAAGAGAAUCACAUUGGUGGUUCACUGACUGAUGUUGUAGCUAAGUUUGCAUCUUUGAGAGAGCUGAGGCUCGGACGUAAUAAGUUGAAUGAAUCCAUCCCGGGAGCUGUUGGAAAACUUUUAAGUAUUGUUCUUUUGGAUUUAUCUUGGAACAGAAUCACGGGAUCAGUCCCUGAUCUUUUUCUGUUAUCGUCGUUGAGGGAAUUAUAUCUUUCUCAUAAUCAGUUAACUGGUGUAACGGAGAGUAUUGGAUGUCUUUCCAAACUUGAGAAGUUGUACCUUGACUUCAAUCAGCUUGAAGGCACAAUAUCUGAAGCUCAUUUGUUCAAGCUCUUGAAAUUACGUGAGCUGGACCUCUCUUAUAACACUCAACUACAUAUUCGAGUCAGUUCAGAUUGGAUCCCGCCUUUUCAGCUGGAUCUCAUUCGUUUUACCCACUGCAAAUUGGGUCCUCAAUUCCCAAACUGGCUGCGGAAUCAGAACAACAUUUCCGAGCUUGAUUUCUCAGCUUCUGGAAUUUCGGGUGACGUUCCUAGUUGGUUCUGGGAGCAGUUGCCUGGAUUGACCUUCUUAAACCUUUCUUACAAUGAUAUAGGAGGAAAUGUACCAUAUCUCUCAAAGAAGAUGACUGAUCUUCUUUGCAUAGAUUUGGCUACAAACAAAUUCACCGGUCCAGUACCACGAUUUCCUACCAGUGUUAUAACAGUUGAUCUCUCCAACAACAUGUUUUCCGGUACCAUCUCCUUCAUUUGUGACAAUUUUGAUUAUUUGGGAUAUCUUGACCUCUCAGACAACAGGUUGUCCGGAGAGCUUCCUCACUGCUGGACGCUUAGAAGUAUCGUGCAUCUUAACUUAGGGACUAAUAACUUCUUCGGGGAGAUACCUGAUUCGAUAGGCUCAUUGCAGACGAUGGGAAUGCUGCACCUUCAAAACAAUCAUUUAACAGGAGAACUACCUCAGUCCCUGGCAAAUUGCAAAAAGUUGAGGGUUAUAGAUGUUCGGUCUAAUAACUUGUCUGGUGAAAUUCCAGCAUGGAUUGGGAAUAACAUAUCUGAUAUCAUUAUUGUUAUCUUAAAAUCCAACAGGUUUAGUGGAAGCAUACCUUCAACCAUAUGCCAGCUAAAAGAACUUCAAAUCUUGGACUUAUCUGAAAAUAAGAUAUCCGGGAUCAUACCAAAAUGUAUCAACAACCUCACUGCAAUGACGGAAGAAGAGAGCACAAUGCACCAAAUCAAGAGUUGGUAUUUUCAGGUCGAUGAUCAAGGUGAUGUCAAAAUAAAUGCCUCAUACGAUGAAACUGCAGUUUUGAUGUGGAAGGGACGACAAUUUGAAUACAGCAGCAUACUUGGUAUGGUAAAGAGCAUCGAUCUUUCAAGCAACAACAUGGUGGGAGAAAUCCCGGUUGAAAUUACAUCUCUUGUAGGUUUGCACGGUUUGAACCUGUCGAGAAACAACUUAACCAGCAGCAUCCCUCUGAGAAUUGGUCAAAUGAGGGAACUAAAUUUCCUUGACUUAAGCACAAAUGAUCUUACAGGGGAAAUUCCUGCUAGCCUUUCACAGUUAAGUCACCUGGGAGUUUUGAACUUGUCUUACAACAACUUGUCUGGUCGAAUCCCUUUAGGCGAACACUUACUGACUUUCAACAACAGAUCUUACAUUGGAAAUCAUGGACUUUGCGGCCGUCCACUAACAGAAGCUUGCUCUCUGGAGGAACUGCCUCCAGACUCAACGUUGAGUGAUGAGGACGAGUUUAUAACUCCAGAGUUUUAUAUUAGUAUGGGAAUCAGCUUUAUUUCUUCAUUUUUGGGAGUCUCAGCUCUGAUGUUGAAUAGAAGGUGGACUUAUGGUCUACUCAGAUACUAG
Molecule: messenger RNA, 2766 nt
Organism: Solanum tuberosum (potato)
Lineage: Eukaryota; Viridiplantae; Streptophyta; Magnoliopsida; Solanales; Solanaceae
Product: probable leucine-rich repeat receptor-like protein kinase At1g35710
Exons: 1
Coding region: 1-2766 (921 amino acids)
Molecular function (GO): protein binding
Source: RefSeq, a predicted model, not a curated record